Molecule: messenger RNA, 5007 nt
Organism: Drosophila ananassae
Lineage: Eukaryota; Metazoa; Arthropoda; Insecta; Diptera; Drosophilidae
Gene: tamo
Product: protein tamozhennic
Exons: 6
Coding region: 1275-3674 (799 amino acids)
Cellular component (GO): cytoplasm
Source: RefSeq, a predicted model, not a curated record
CCAGCUAUUUACGACCCUACUUACUUACUAUUUUAUGUGAAUAAGCCCAGCUGUAACUACUAUAUUCCUCGGAUAAUGUAUUGCAUUUCAUAAUCAGUAUUUGGAUAUUCAAAUUUUAUACUCUGGGGGGUCUCUUGCUUUUUUAUAUAGUCGCACAUGUUUUUCUCUUUAUUUUAAAGCCUUUUAAUAUUCCCGCCAUUUAUUUUGAUAAGAUGUUGAUAAGGAUUUCAGCGCAGUUUCUUCAGAAAAGAGAGAUUUCUGGAAGGGUAUCAGAACUUCGAUCUUGAAAAGAUAAUUGCUCCGGAGAGCCUUUAUGUGUUUUUGGUUACUUUUCGAGAGGAUGAGCCGGGUGAGCUUUUAUUUGCUAAAUUUAGUACCGCAUUGCUGAAAAUAAGAAUUGGAGCACCCUGCCGUCGGCUGUGGGCUGUCGCUGUCGGUUGUCGGUUGCUGUUUCUGUUUCUGUUGCCGGUAGGCAGACUCGCAUAUAUAGUCGCACAUAAUGGCCAAUAUGCGAUGACUAUAUAGCCGGCAGACGCUGCUGACAUCUUGCCAAGGCGGAGAGAAAGCCAAAGCGAGAUGACUCGGCCAAUUGGACGUCAUGAAACUGUUGCUCCACGCUCCAUCCUUAUCCUUCCCAAUCAAUACUUUGGUCGGACGAACGGACGGGACCCUUAAAGUAAACAUACACACGACGACAGACUGGACCUGGACUCUGGCCUAAAUCAAUAAAUGCCUGAAAUCCCUGCCAUAUUGUGUCCAUUGUAAUGUUGUCAGCACACACAUACUACACUCAGACUCUGCUCCAGCUUCUGCAUGCCAUCAUCAUUGGUUAUGUGUGUCCGGGCAUCACUUUGCGCCAGUCCAGUCCGGGCAAUAAAUAUUGAAAAUCCAAUUACUCCCUCGUUCAGCACUCGUCGCACUGCAGCCAGCCAGCCAGCCGGCCAGUCGGUCACUUCGAAUUCCAUAAAAUAGCCACAAUGGUCAGUUUCUGCUUUUUGCAAUGCUUUGAAAUCCAAAAAAUUCCAGGGGAACAGCUAACAAAGUAUGCAAAUAAACUCACGAAAGUACACAUAAUUAAAAUGCACUUUGCCGCAGGCUGUCAGGCUUAAUUGGCUCGCAGACUUCUCAUCCAGUUUUCAGAAGUCAGAACCAGGGGAAUCCCCUUCUAGUCACCUUUGAAAUAUCAGUCUAAAUAAAAAUUUGAGUAAAUCUAAACGUUCGGCCCUUUGACGUUCGGAGCCGGAGGCGCCUUGAAUGAGAGUCCUUACAACGACAUGUCAGAUUUCGUGCCGCGCGACCUUCUCGCCGAUCUGUGGGGGGAGAUACUCCGGCGCCACUGGUCGUAUCUGGAGAAGGAGGAGAACAAAGAGAAGCUCGAGGAGCGGAAGCAGCUAGAGGUGUGUCUCAGGGAAUUCCUGUGCUUGGUGCAGCCCGAUCGAAAGUUCUUUUUGCCGGAGACAGGACAUGUGCUGCGGAGAUCGGUGCGCGAACUGAGCGACUUCUCGGCCCAGAACGCACUUGUGGCCUUCGAGACCAUCAGCCAGUACGCCAACAACUUGGUAACGAAACCAUGGCGCAAGGAAUACCGAACGCUCAAGACUUAUUCGGGAUGCUACCAGCACGACAUUCAAUCCCGCCUGCUGGACGCCGAGCAGCUCUUCCUGGCUAUGGGCUAUCGGCGCAUUUCGGAGGACACCUUCGUCUUGGAGGGACCCAUUUGCCCGGACCAGGUGACGAACGUGUCCCGCGAUGCCAUGGCCGCCUAUGUCGAGUGCCAAAUAAUGAAGCACAUCUACGCGGGCGUCACGGAGGCGGGCUACACCUGCACCUGGCGCGACAUCCUGCAACAUCGCGAACGCCACGUGGGCGGUACUACGCAGGCCAUCAAGGAUAUUGUGUACCGGUUGAGCGAGAAGCGGUUGCGUAAGGAGCUACCACUGCAGGAUAACAUCUACAGCAAUGUAGCUGCCGGCAACUGUGCCGUCCACGGCAACGGUAACCUGCCGGCCCAGCAGCAUCCCGGAAACCUCAAUAGUUAUGCCGGGCACACGAACGGCUUUGGCAUGGUGCCUGCUUACCCGGCAUCCCCCUCGUCGGCGCUGCAACAACAGCUGUCCGGCCCGCUGAUGACGCACUCGCGCAGCCUGGAACACUACCAGGAGCCGCAUGCCCACCUGCCGCAUCGCCACUCUUUCGACCAGCAACUGCAGAUGCACCACCAGUGCCAGCAGGCACCCCACGUCUACGAGGCUCCGUACGACUGCCUGGACGGCCUGAGCAUGGGCAGCAGUGCCUCCUAUGCGGCUGUGGCUGGGGCCUACAAUGCCCCCGGGAAUCGAUUCCCCUUGCCCUAUAACAUAUCCAGUCAACUGAAUGCCCCCUAUGCCGCUCCAGCCGAUGUGUACGCGACUGGGGAGCACAACAACAUGUACGCCACGCUUGGAAACCCGGCGCACAGCUGUGACCUGCAUCGGAGACAGCUGCCCAGCUCGGCGGCCAUGCAGCAUCGCCAGAGCACCUACCCGCCGGACCACCAUCUCAUCGACUUUGACGAUCGGGCCCAGCUGACGCAGCACGACUUUGGGGCACAUGAAUACGAUCCCCAAUACGCCGAACUGAGGCCCCAAGUGAUGCCGAGUAUGCGCGGCAAUCCGGCGGCGAUGUACUCCUCGUUCAGGGGCUAUGACUUGCCCGCUCAGGUGCCUCAGGCGCCGCCGCCCACGGCCCAGGACAUGUACAUCUACGCCCAGCCAGUGCCCAAAAGCAGCAGGAUGCGAGCACUGGCCGAAGCGGGUGGCAGCAAUCAGACUGACAAGCAUGUGCGUUCUGCGGACAAACUGAGCACCAUGGACAAUAAUCGCAAAAUGCCCAAGGAAUUGAAAGAGCGGGCCAGCAGAACUGCUCCUGCAAAGAGAUCCGGCAACGAACGUGAUAUUCCCACCACCAUUUCCGACUUGAACAGCUAUGACUCGGCCAGCCUGGAUGAUUUUGUGACGGUGGACAGUAACUCGCCACCACUGAUGCCCAAAGUGCAGGAGGGUGUUGGCAGCUUCGAGUCCUGGAACUAUGUCUUUAAAAAUCUCGAAAGAUCCAAUUACUCCAAGGAUCUGGGCGAUCGCGAGGACCUGCUGGUGCAAAGCCUGGAUCUGGACUCUCUGGCCAUCUCAAAUGGCGCUACAAAUCCGCCGGAAAAACGGCGUGAUCCGGCAAAGCCAUCAACGCGGAAUAACGGAGAGCCGAACGGCGAUAAGGCGCGCACACUGGAGAAAAAAUCGGCAGCUUCACGCCGUGAAGCGAAGGUGGUACAAGCGCCGGCACCCAGUCCGCUGCCGAAUAGCAGUGCGCCCGGUGUGAAGAAGAAAUCCGCCUUGAAGACGGCUAUCGUUGACAAUCGAGGAACGGGAUCGCGGAGCCGUGGCGGUGCGGGAACCGGAACUGUGCCCAAGCAACCGAUGCAAGUGUCGCCGCAGCUGAUUGUGACUAGUCCGAACGAGUGGAGCUGUUGUUUCUGCACCUUCCUCAAUCCGGACACGAAGCGCAUCUGCGAGAUGUGCUGUCGUAGCAAAGACUUUAGCCUGGAGGCCGCCUCGGCGGCUUCUUCAUCAGCGGCUGCAGCUGCGGCGGCGGCAGCGGCGGCUAGCAACGUGUCGCACGCCUCCUCGACCUGCGUCUAACCCGUUAGUGAUACAAAAAAACAGUGUGUAUAGCUUGAUAUAUUUUUUAUACGACCAAUGUAAGCCUGUGCGUGUCUCCAAGAUCUAGUCUCGUAGUCGUCGUACGUACGUUUGGCAGGCAGGCAGCCUCUAGCCUUUGUUCUCUACCGAGAUCUCUACCGAUGUAAUGGGGUCUUGGAUCACGAUUUUUGUGCUGCGGUGUAGAAUUGUGUGUCUGCAGCUUGUACAUAUGAAGUAUUCUAAUUAGUUAUCCUUACCUGUAAACACACGCUUUAAUUAGUUUUAGAUUGUUUCCAAUUGUUAAGGGCGCUUCUGUUUCAAAUUACGUGCCUCCCCUUAUAAGUCAUCUAUAUAUACAUACACACACACAUAGAUAUAUAUAUAUAUACAUUUAUAUAUAUAUAUACUACAUAUAGACAUUUAUAUAUUUGUACGUGUGCUUGCGGCGCGAAAGAGUGAAAUUUAAACUUGAAACUUUUCUAGAAAAUCAACUGAUAAUUAUAUACCUUAUACCUUAUAAUAGUUGCGUUCACCAUACGUAUUUUGGAAAGAUAAAUCAGCGUACAUAGAAGUUGAUGGGGGAAGUCAAGUAUAUACAUAUACCGGAGAAACUUGCAUAGAUAAUACACACCUAUAGCCGUAAAAUAAGCGAUUUCAAUUCGAAGAUGAACCGAGCUAAGCAUUACGCAAAAUAACAAAAAAUAAAUCGAGAAUCGAACAGAACUGGUACGGGUUGUAAACUUGAAAUUUUUGAUUAAAAAUUUUACCGGAAAGGAAAGAAGGAGUACGACAGAUUGAAUGUUAAACCAGAAUUUGUAAAGCUAACUUGUCAUCCCACCCACCCAAGCUAUAUGACAAUUCCCCGCCACACGAGCACCGUGUCCCAAAGCUAAUUUGUUUGUUAAAAAAAAAUGUUACUCUAUUGAUUAUUACGAAAUGUUACGAAUAAUAGCCUCCUCUGGUAGAAACGAAAGCAUUCGAAAAGAUAUUUUUGUAAACAAACGAAACCACGUACCUAUGAAUCUUUGUUAAAUGAUUUAUCCUGUUUUUAGUUUUCACCUCUGUUUGCUCUUUGAAUCCCCUUGAAAAUGCCUUUCCUGUAUAUAACAUUUGCAGUAAACAAAGGGUUAUUAACGAAAUACUAAUAUAAAGAAAGCUAAACUGAUAAAGAAUUGAAUCGAUAAAAGUAAACUUCACUAAAGCCAUUCAGGCACAACCUUCGCUCAAACCAUUUUAUUAAUAAACUUUGCAAACUAUAUUACUGAAUGAAUUUAGAGGCAGCUCUUCCUAAAAAAAUCCCUAACGAAAAAAACAAUAAAAACAUUUUGACAAA